CGUAAUUUGGCCUUGACAAAUUAAUGGCUACAGAAAGUACCUGUCAAAAUGUAACCAGUGUUUAAAAUUGUGUGGUUAAUCACAUUUCAUCAUGCAUAAUAUGCAUAAUAGGAUUUGUGUAGCAUUGUUUGACAUGAAUCCGUUUACUUUGGAUAAAUUCUGGGUGAAUGACAAUGUAUUGGGCAAAUAAGUCAAAAACAUCAGGAAUGUGUUUGUGUGUUGGGAAAUGGAAACAGAUCAGAAAGGGGCAGAUAACUCUGAUUCGGGAAUGUUUUCAGCCAGUAGUAGCAUGGAUGGUUCAGAUAUACACACACCAGUUGUCCAAGGAGAUCUACCAACUUGCCAUACUUUCAUGGAUCCCAAUAUAUCUCUUUCUUAUGUGUUUCCUACCAUUCCUGUCACAUUUGGCACGACACUGCCCUAUCUGACAACAGAUAGUUUGAAGGUAUCGUAUAUUAAAGACGACAAGGAUAAUAGUCGAGAAAAUCAAGUUUUUGCUCAAGAUUUGAUUUCUUCAUUGAACAAAAUGGCUGAUUCACAUUUUCAUCAAACACUUGAUGGUGGAAAAACGGACGUGAAAACCAAUAUUGAUAGAUCGGAUUUAAAUAUUGGUUCGCAAUUAUCCGAAGAAAAGGGAAUGUCACCUCUGAAUAUUUCCGUCGUUUCGUACCCAGACUCAAGCGGUGGCCAGCAGAGUCCGGCAUUAUCUUCUCAAACUGGUGCUUCGUCUUUGCCGUUUCCCUCCACGGAUAUCACGAGUGACGCCAUGUUGAGUGCGAUCAAUUAUAAUGACAGUGAAAUGCUUCAUGAUGGAACGUUCGACAUGAAUAGUACUAACUCUGCGGGAAACCUGCCUCAGUUGGAUGAUGGACUUCUGUCAAAUAUGGGCAAUCCUGCUCAAAAUAUUCGACUGACCGAGGGUCAGGGUGCACAUGCUUUUGAUUUGUUUGACAGCCAUGUUAAUGAUCCAUUAUCAUUAUCACCACAACCAUUCUCAGAUACUGGAUUUGCUGUUGGUGACAGUACUAGUCUGGGUGCAGUGACGACAGAAUCAAGUGGUUAUCGUCAGCCAUCGGUAGAAUCUCCUACAGAAAGUGGUACGAAGUCAAAAAAUAAAAGCAAGAGUUCUAAAUCUCAUCUCUCCCCAUCAAAGACUAAUGUACAGUGUCCAACUUGCGGUAAAGGUUUUAAUAACUCCAGUGCCUUAGCCAAGCAUCGUCUCACACACAGCGAGGAAAGAAAGUAUAUCUGCAAUGUGUGCUCUAAGGGUUUUAAGAGGCAAGACCACCUCAAUGGUCACCUGAUGACACACCGAGAGAAGAAACCGUACCAGUGUCAGGUUGAGAACUGUGAGAAGAGUUACUGCGACGCCCGCUCCUUGCGGCGCCAUCUUGAAGCCAACCACCAGCAAACGCCUGAAGAGAUCACGAACAGCGUGCUGGCGAGUAUGACGGCCGCGGGUAUCGCCACGACGAUUCACAAUGGAAAACCACGAGCCCUGGACAAGUUGUUCAUUCAACAAGAGGCUGCCCGGAUGCAGCAGAUGGCAUCACCUACUUUCUGCACAAACACCACAGCAUCUCAGAGCCCGAGCUGUACAAACCAGGUGUCCUUGCAGAGUAACUUUUUCCAGUUUGACAGCCAGUCUAGCAGCCAGCAGUCGGGAGGUGGCCAGCAGCAAGCAGCGGCCGCAGUCCAGGCGAGUCCCCAGCAGCAGACAGAACAACCACAGACACAGAUACCACAGCAACAGCAGGACCAGGCCUGGCAGGAGCGAGUCCGCGUGUACGACUUCCCAGGUUCUGGACACCCCUCACCUAGCCCUCUUACUGGUGACCAUUCACCUGGCAGUGCUCAGCAAGUCAGUCCAAUCAGCCCAGUGCCCCCAACAUCCAGUCCCUUGCAUUCUCCACAGCCCAGACAUAAUCCAUGGUUCAGUAACAAUCCACCAACAGUGCCAGCUGCAGCACAGGAAUCCCCCAAAACUGGGGAAGAAACCAAACCACCAGUUCAGUGCAGUAUUUGUCACAGACGUUUCAAGAAUAUUCCUGCCCUAAACGGACAUAUGAGAUUACAUGGAGGAUACUUAAAAAAGUCUAAAGAGGAAAAGAAAAACAAGAAAAGUGACAUGGGUCCACCUCCGGCACCACCUCGUUCCACUCAGACAAUUUCUCAGAUCUCGAACAUGUUGCCAACGUUGAGCCAAGCGUUCCCACAGCCUCAUCCUACAUCACAGGAGGCUGUCAUGUCCCAGGCAGGAAUAUCGCAGCACUCGCCGGCUCAGAUACCCCUGACCAUAGAGCAAGUUGGUGCCAGCCAAGACGGACAGGCACUAACUCCUGAGCAGCAACAGCAGAUCAUUCAACAGCACCUCCAAUUACACACGCUGCAGUUACAAGAAGCGGAACAGAGAACCAACCAGUCUCUUGAACAAAUCAACCAAACGUUACAAGCUCAUGAACAGCAGCAGCAACAGUUACAACAGCAGCAGCAGCAACAGCUUUCUCAGCAGAUCACAACUGGAGAGCAAUUGAGCUCUGCUCAGCCACAGACGGCCACAGAGCACAUACAGCAGUUGGCAGCCAGUGUACAGCAGGCCCAUGAGCUGUUGCCUCAGAUCAACCUCCAACAGCUGGAGCAGAUGCAGCAGCAGGCCCAGCAGCAGAUUCAGCUGCAGCAAGCUGUUCAAGUCUAUCAGCUUCCCCAGCUCUCUCCUCAACAGCUGGAGCAGUUGGGUCUGCCGGUGCAGCUUCCUCCGGCACAACUCCAACAGCUGGUGCAGGAUCAUCACAUCCAACAGUUGCAGCAGCAGCAGCAGCAACAACAGCAGAAUCAGCAAGCUGAAGAAAUUCAUUCAUCUCACUCGCAGACUAACCAGAGUCCAGAAAUCUCUCAAGUCACUUCAAGCCAGGUGAUACAACUCACACCAGAGCAGCAGCAGCAGCUUGAACAGUUGUCCGAGCAGCUAAACAUCCCGGUUCACCAACUGCUUGAAGAGCAUAAGCAAGCUACAGAAAGACAGCAGCGAAUUCAGCAGAUUCAGCGUCAGCUGUCGUCAGCUGAGGACGAAACCACGCCUUCGCCACAAGUAAUACAGGCAGAGCAUCAGAUCAACUUCCCACAGCACCUGCACUUUCAGGAUGCUGAUGUACACAUUGGACAGCAGCAGUCUGGGUCAUCACAGGUUCUCUCACAGCCAGUGACUCUGGAUGAUGCUAGAGACUUGCCACAGAAUCUGGAAAUGCAGUUGCCCUCUCAACUCAUAGCGAUGCAUUCACCAAUCACUCUCAAUUCCCUUGCAAUUCAGACCAAUCUGCAGUCUGCUCUAAAUUGGGCACAGAGCCAACACAGUCUUCCCGUGUCUGAGGCACAAAGACAAGAAGUACUGGCCACCACCCAGGCCCACCUUGUGUCUGCUCCAAACCUCACGGCGAGUCACAUUUCUCUGUCUCCAGCCACAGACACCUCCGAAGUUACAGUUGCUCAAUUACUAAACAGUAUGGCCAACUUCCAGGAUGGUCUCACGUCGGGUCUUUUGUUACAGACCAAUCCACAGCAUCAGACAUCAUUGCCUUCAGAUGUGGCUGUCAUGCAAGCUCAUCAUGCUUCCAUCACACAGCCCAAUGUUCAUCCCACCUUCACUCCAUUUACAAGUGUUGCCACAACUCUCUCUAAUCAAACUAUCGGUAGCAGUCAGCAAAUACUGCAGAACAUUAAUGCCGUUACAGCCCUUGAGAUGGACCGAAAGACCAUGGCUACUUUUUCACAGGAAAGCAGUGUUAUAAAUGCUGUUUCUAGUAAUGUCAAGGAGCCUAGUAACAGUUUCAAACCAAUUAAGCAUCAGCAUAGCGAGUUGAAACGAAGACUUUCUGCCGAUUCUAAUUUAGAGGGAAACAAAAAAGCUUUAUCGGGAAGUUUAACAAUGAUGCUUUCAAAAUGCCCUCUUGGAUCUACAGAAAUGGACAGUUCUUUUGCAAAACCGAAAGAGUGUGAGUUUGAGGUACCCGUGAGAAUGCGCAGUAAAUCUGGCGACGAAUAUAAACUGAUGAGAUCAAAAAGUGUGGAUCAUACGUUUAUGCGACCGAGGAGUCGCACGGAUGAUUCUAUCUACAGAACAAAAAGCCAGAUUGAUGAGAUGACGGGUAGAAGCAAGAGUCACUCCGAAGAUUAUCUAUCGAGAUCUGAUGGUGCUGGGAUCUUCAGAAAUCCGAUUCCAGUGACUGGAUCUAUGAAAUUCAAAAGAAAACACAGGCCAGCUCCUCUGUUUAUUCCACUCCAUCUGAACAGUUUUCAGAGCAGGCUGCGCUCGCCGCGACUCUGGGAGGGUACGGAUGGCAAGAAGUUUGGAACCCCACCUCCCUAUACUCCACCACCAAUGCUGAGCCCCAUCAGAAGUGGGUCCGGUUUAUUCUGGACGAUCCACAGUACGAAACCCAACACACCGAUGUCUGCGCCAGUGACACCAAAGCUACUAGUAGGCCAAAGACGAAAUAGUGUAAGUGCAAGUGAAAGUUUACCACCAACUAUUCCCGAGAAAGAUGAAGAAGCUCCUCCUGAAACUGACAUACAGCCGCAUGUCAACAUUGGAACACAAUAUCAAGCUGAACUUCCACAACUGAACCUAAACCGAGCCGACGCCCUGAAAAUAGAAGCAAAAGAAGACUUAGUAUGGGAACCAAGUGCAAUGGGAGACAACUCUGAUGACGAUGUGCAAUAUUUUCAAGAAUUUGCGUGUUCUGCAGCUAUUCAGGGCAAUGGGUCAAAUGUUGAAUAUGCUUUACAUCUUUUGUGCAUGGCUGAAGGAAAUAUUCAGAAUGCUUUGUUAAUGUUGAUGGAAGGUCCACCGAAGCUGCCAGCUCAACAUGGACUUCACAAAUACAACUAUCAAGAAUCUGACCGCUGGAAUUCACAAGAGAUUGAGCUUUUUCACAAGGCUCUGCUCAAGCACAGCAAAGACUUCUUUGCUGUUGCAAAUGAGGUUGGCACCAAGAAUGUGAAGCGCUGUGUUGAGUUCUAUUACUUGUGGAAGAAGGUUUGUCCUGAUGAUUACAAACGUCUUCGCAUCCUUCGUCGGAAACGGGAACAAGAAGCUCUGUACAAUCUGAGGUCGCGCGCUGCUGAUCAGGCUGCCCAAGCUCAGCAGCAACAAAUUCAGCUGCAGCAACUACAACAGCAGCAACAACAGUCAGUGGAGCAACAACAGUUGACUGGACAGCAGCAACCAAUGGAAGAAUCAGACUCGGAAGAAAGCGUAUCAACACAUUCUGAACAAAAUGAUAACAAAUCCGAUAUUUCAAGCUCUUCACUUUCACCAUCACCAGCACCAUCAUUCACCUGUGAUCAGCUCAACUGUCAUGCAACAUUUUCAUCAAAGCAAGCACUAAAUGCUCAUUCUCGAAUCCAUGGUCCGAAAAAUGUCUUUGAUGUUGAGAAGGUGGUAUCUCGCCAGAGAAAAACUGCUGCAAACAAAUCACCGAUAAGAGAUGAGAAUGGUGAUGAAAUUUUCCCCUGUAGGCUCUGCACAAGAGUGUUUUACAAAGUUAAAAGUAGAAGUGCUCACAUGAAAAGUCAUAGGGUUGUUGAGAAUGAAAACAUGAAAUCCAUUGAACAGCAAGUGAUGAAGAUUAAAGCUGAAAUGGUUCCAGAUGGAUGACUUGGGAUGCAGACAUUCUCCCUGUGACAAAAAUAGUGUUCUCUUUGUGUGGCUGUGCAUUAUAAACUAUACUAUGAAGUGAUUAUGUUAAAGUGCUUUUUGUGUGCCCAGACUGGUCAACAUAAAGUACAGCUCAAUACAAGGCAGCGUAAACGUGAAGGCGAGGCACAGGUUAUCCAUAAAUCAUCGAAUUGGUAAAAAACACAAAAAAUUUAAACAUUAUAAAAUGGCAGCAUCUCAUCUGUUAUAUUUCAUAUCCUUGUGAAACCGUGUUUACUCAGAAAGACAAAACAAUCGUUUUGGUCAAACCUGUCUGUAAAGGCCACCAUUCUUCAUCUUGGACUACAUAUGUUACCCAAGGGAUCCAAACUUUAAAAAGACUUCCCGAAUGGACUCUGCCUAUACCGCUAUCCCAAUAGACCUAGCCUAUAAAGGCUACCCUAUUUGACCUGACAUUCAAAAAAAAAAAAAACCUACCCGAUACGGACCUGGCCUGUAAAGGUUACCUAAAAGGGACCCAUGACAGACGUUUGGUUAUUGUUAUUGAUGGUGCCCUUUAUAACAGGUUGGACAAUACGCAUGUUAUGGACCCAGGGUGGGAAUGCUGCAUUUGGCUGAGUUGUGCUCUUCUGCCAUUCUUGUAAAGUGCUGUGAUCUCCAAGGCCUGCGUGGGACUCUUCAUAAUCGAGGCAUUAUGGUGCUCUUUUCGAUGUCCAGCAAACUUAUAGCAGUGUUGUUGUUCAUGAAUAUUAUUCUUGUCUUGUAUUCAUCCGUAGUUGUUAGCCCACCAAACCUGGACAGUGGUUUCUACAAUCUAUAUAAUAUACGUAUAAUAUGACAUGAUUGUAGGAUAUCUGCCUAGUUUGGUAGGCCCUUCAUUGCUGUCUGGAUCUAACAGCAUUGAUUUGUCUUUGUUUGUUUGUAUUAAUGGAUAUCCUACUAUGAGAAAUAUAUAAAGUGCUGUUUUGAAAACAAGUAUGCUUCUAGGUUCUGCUUAUUAACCGGAUGUAUUGUAUUAUACAAUUUAAACAUUUUAAAAUCUGUUCCUUGUGUGCGAGUUGAGGGCAGUAGAACAACAUAUGACAAUAGCACAUUAUAUAACUAAUGUGUCUGAUCAUGUAAUUUGUUACUGUGAUAUUUUUUUUUCUUAUGUGUAUAAUUGUCAUUACUUACACUUUUUAAGCCUCAUUCUAUGCAGACUGAUUUAGGUAACAAAUUAUUUUCCUAGUGGUGUUUUUCCUAACCCCUGCUAAACAAGAAUAAGAACUUAUUUUAUGAAUAAUUUGCAUCUUUAUGGCAUACUUUGUUAUGUAAAUAAUGUGUAUCAUUUUUGAUUAAAGAAAAACAAUAGAUUUUAGAAUUUGUAGUUUGAAAAGCUAAAAGCACAAUCAUUUACAUUCUUCAAUUUGAUGAUUAUAAUGUUGCUGCACUGAAGUUUACAACACACUGUUCAGUCUUUAUGAUAGAGCGAGCAAUUUUGUUUGAAACUGGUCUCAAAUUCAAAUAUUUUCUUAACCAAACAAAAUCUUUUGGUAAAUUCAUUAUAAAAUUUUGCUGAAAACACAUUAUGUUCAGAUUUAACAUGUUAGCUUUAACUCAGAUAAAUAUUAUUGAUAGGUUUUUUUUAUUUAAAGCUUUUGUUUUUAAAAAUUGUGAAUUUUAUGUAAUUUUUAUUGCAUAUUGACAGUUUUCAUAAAUGUUAAUAAUCCUCACCUUUAUAUUAGUUUAGAAGUAUAAGGGUACAGCAGUAGCUAUAAUUUGUUAUAUAGAUCAGUCUGUCUAGCCAUUUUUGUUUUUUAUUGAGUAUGAUGUGAAUAGUAAUGAAGAUUUACAAAGGAAUUUUUAACUUAUAAAAAAUGUAGAUUUUAUUAAUGGAUGGUAGCUGUGUUAAAAGACGAAACAUUUUACUUAGCUACCCAUCACUGAGACAUGUUUUAAACUCUUGGUGUCAUGUUGACACUGAAAUAUUAGUGACAUUAAUAUUUAUUAUAGUGGCACUUCAGACAUUAGAUUUAAUUUUUAUUUGUCAGUUCUUAUCUUAGACACUAUAAAAAUCUGUUUUGUUAUGAUUUUAGAAAUUGUAAACAUUUUAAAAGAUAAAUAGAUUGUUAUUGAUUUUAUUCAAAACCUAAAAGUAGAAUAUGUGGUUUUGUAUAAUAGGCAUAUAUUUAAAAUCUUCGAUAUUUAAAAUGGAAUGAAAGCUUGUGCUCAAAUUCUGCUUUUUGAAGACAAGUAUUGCAGGUAAAUAGGUUACUGCUAAUGAUACUAUCUGUAAGUAGAGUUUUAUGUGUUCUGUACAUUAAGACAAACAUGUGCCAAUAAUAGUUUUUACAGAAUGUUUAUCUAUUUUACUAACUGUUUCUUUACCUCAUUCUUGUGUUUGUAUAUUGAUCUUACUUUUAAAAACCCUCAUAAAACCUUCAAGCUACAGUCAGUUCUCUGUUAAGCUACCACCUUAGGCAGGUCUCUGAGAAUUGAAAAUUAGUGUAACCCAUUUAUUGCUUAUGCAAAAUCAAUUUCAAGUACCGUAUUUGACCGGAAAUAAGCCCAGGGGGCCAAGACAACUCAUUGUGAGCUGAGCAUGGGGUGGGCUUAUUCCCAGACAAGGGGCCAGUUUUGUUGAGAAAAAAAAAAAAUAAUAAAA
This is a messenger RNA of Gigantopelta aegis, 8297 nucleotides long. Its product is annotated as transcriptional-regulating factor 1-like. NCBI's taxonomy places the organism in Eukaryota, Metazoa, Mollusca, Gastropoda, Neomphalida, Peltospiridae. Gene Ontology annotation, biological process: negative regulation of DNA-templated transcription; regulation of transcription by RNA polymerase II. The record is from RefSeq and is a predicted model, not a curated record. Gene Ontology annotation, cellular component: transcription regulator complex; histone deacetylase complex. Gene Ontology annotation, molecular function: transcription corepressor activity. The transcript has 18 exons. The coding region runs from base 227 to 5653 and encodes 1808 amino acids.